AUUGCAGUUAAGGAAUUGCACCUUACUGGGAGUCUCAAACUGCUAGGUGCUUCUGUAAAGAAAAAUGUACAAGAAUUAAUAACUGAUUUGAAUAUAUUACCAAAACAAGAUGAAAAAAAUCCUUUAGAGAUCAAAGAAGUCAUCAAUGACAUUGAAGAUGUUGAAGAUGAAAAUCAAGGUGCUAGCAAGGGGCUUGAGUUGGAAGUAAAUGAUGAGGAAGAGGACCACCCAAAAAUCAACAAGGCAGCCUUUCAUGAAGCAUAUAAGUCUAUUCCAAUUCUUCAAAAAUGUGAUUGUGAUGACGUGGAAAUUAAAUCAUUGUUUACCGAAAUGGAAUGGAAGGAACUAACAGAAUAUCAAUUGGGAGUUCCUGCUAUUCCAACCCAUAUUGCAAAAGAAUUGUUGAAAUAUGGCAAGAAGACCUUAGGAGAAUUGCACAAGAUUGUAAUGACAUCGUAUCUUCAGGAUGAUGAUGUAUAUGACAUCCAACAACAUUAUGAUAUGGAAUGGAUCCAGAUGUCUGUAACACUUACAAAUUUAUAUGAAAAUACAGAUUUUCCUUUAGUACGAAGUCAUUAUGAAGACUGGUUUACCAUAGCUCUUUUUGGGAAUUGCAUAGAUUUUUGUAUGAGAGAUAUGCAGUUAGGAACUGACAUAAAGAGAACUGAUGUGCCAUCGUUGGCUUCUGCUAACAGGAAAAAUCAUGCCUGGCUUCUUGAGAUAGGGGCGAUUGAGGCAGCAAGAACUUUUAUGGGUGACUCAGAUUGGAAGUACCUCCUUGAAAAGUUUAAGAUGCCAAAGAUACUUCGUGAUAUGCUAGCAGAUAUUAUCAGGGGUGUAAACUAUGAAGAAGAAAGAGUGAAUAAACUUCAAUAG
Messenger RNA from Entrophospora candida, 876 nucleotides. Lineage: Eukaryota; Fungi; Glomeromycota; Glomeromycetes; Entrophosporales; Entrophosporaceae. The record is from the annotation of a GenBank genome assembly.